AUGUCGUCCACAUCCGAGUCCGCCGCCGCGCUGCAGCGCUACACCGCCUUCGUAGAGGAGGUUCUACGCCCGCAACUUAAGCAGACACUUGCGCACCGCGACGCGCUGGCCCAGGAAGUGCAGGAGUAUCAGGAGCUGCGUGAGUUGUUGCAAGAACUGGCCCAGAAUGCCAAUAAUCCGGACAAAUCGACAGUACACACGCUACUGGACGUGGGCGAGCGCUUCCACGUGCGCACUAAGGUGCCGGACACGUCGCUUAUCACAGUGGAUAUCGGACUUAAUUUCCACGUCGAAAUGACGGUCCCUGAAGCCCAGAAAUUCGUGCAAAACCACCUCAUCCAUUUGACAGAGAAGAGAAACGAGUGGCAGGAGAAGGCUCGGGAGGUAUCAGAUCACGUGAAUCUCGUCAUUUCGAGCAUCCAGCAGCUCGCGGCCUUACAAUAA
Molecule: messenger RNA, 444 nt
Organism: Phytophthora nicotianae INRA-310
Lineage: Eukaryota; Oomycota; Peronosporomycetes; Peronosporales; Peronosporaceae
Product: prefoldin, alpha subunit
Exons: 2
Coding region: 1-444 (147 amino acids)
Biological process (GO): negative regulation of transcription by RNA polymerase II
Molecular function (GO): transcription corepressor activity
Source: RefSeq, a predicted model, not a curated record